GAGACUGCACUCGACACAAGGAAUUGAUGAUGAUGGCGAUGGUGUGGCUCUGGAAUGCGCCCGGGCGUAUAAAUACGGCCACCACGCGCUGUUCACCUUGCACUCCGGAACCGCUGGCUGGACGUCAACAGACCGUCAAACCGCAGGACUGGACGUCAGGAAACCGUCACAGACUUUGUAAGGUUCUCCGCCCUCGAAUGCUUCGUAUGUUCACGAAACUUGCUAACGACUUCAAGACUCAGUUGGACUGUGCUGCGAGUUAUCUGCGCUGAACUGUCCUGCCUCUACCUUGAGAACACUUCCUAACCUGACGAGGACAACCCGACCACUGAAGAAGGUGACGUUGCUGCGACGCUCGGUUUCUGGGCUUUCUCGGCAAGAUGGCGACCUCUCGCGUGAGCCUUAUCUCGCGGUCUCAUCCCGUGUCGUCACUGACGUCAUCGGGAGACACGGAGGACGAGCACCUGACCCCUGACAUGGACGAGAUGGAGGAUAACGUCUUCAGUCCAGACGUCGACAGGGAUGCUGAAGAAGAAGUGGAUUAUGACGACGACGACAUGGGCGACGAAGAGGGCGCACGAGAAGGGGGUGGGAGGGGACUGGCGUGCGAGUUGUUUACCCUUGCCAGCGUUCCCUACAGACUCAUGCCGCCAUGUCCUCGCAACGUUGUUCUGCGCUCCGCCCCUGCCGCACUCAAUCAAACCCCCAUGUCUUCACCUUCUGCCCUGACCUUGCCCAUUUCCCCGGACAUGCGCAGUCUGCCGCUGGAUCUGCGACGAAAGCAGCAACAACAUGGCGCUCACUUUUCCAUGGUUCGAAGUGAAAGCGACCUGGGUAGCUCUGGCUCGGGGCUGCUGGACGAGAGGUCCGGUGUGUCACGUCACCGACAGCCGCGCCGCGUGUUCACCAACAGCCGCGAGCGCUGGCGUCAGCAGAAGGUCAACAGCGCCUUCUGCCAGCUGCGGCGACUGGUUCCAACCCAUCCUCCGGACAAGAAGCUGAGCAAGAAUGAAAUCCUGCGCCUGGCCAUCCGCUACAUCAACCUUCUCAACACCGUCCUGGACUACCAGUGCCACCAAGCAAAGCCCACACCACAGGCCGAAAUCCAUGACAACGGCGAGGAGCACGCGCACGAGCAGGAGGAUGCGACGACGACUUUGGGUCUCGAUGUCACACAGGCGCAACGUUCGCGAUGCCUCCGCCUGUCGGACGGCCGUGGGAAGGAUGACGACAUCAGCGCUCUCGACAACCUGGAGACCACCCAGCUGUGCAGCCCUCACGUGCGGCGCGUUGUCCACCCGGAUCGCGUCUGCCUGCACGAGCGGCCGCGCUUUCUGCACGCGCCGGAGACCCGCAUCAGUCCGCACGAUGGGGUGGGGCAGGAGAACCGGCCUCCCAUCCGCUGCUCGCACCUCACCAUCUUCCACAACAGCUCCAUGGGCUGCAUGCUGGUGCGUGAGCACAGCUCACUGUCAGCGUGUCGCGCCGAUCACGACAUGGUCCGACUGACCUCGCCCUCGUCCUCCAGGGGCAGUUUCUCCCCCGACACUGCCAGUCUCGACGAUCUGCCCCCCUCACCCAACUAGACUGUUGACGGAGGUCACAAGUGUCAUUCUUGUAGAGACCGGGAUUCUUUAAGAAUCGUGAUGUCUGCACUGCAGUUGGCCUCGAAACAAGGGGACUUAAUUUAUGUCGCUAUGCCGAAAACUCUUAUAAAACAAUGACUUGUACCAUCAACAAUUUUAUCUUUACUUAUGCAAAUACACAUUUUAAAUUAAAACAUUUAAAGAAUUGUCAUUUGAUUGUCAGCUGCUUAUGCAGCUCAACACAGUGUAUAUACGAGAAGAAUCGUAGACAGCAAAACAUUUGUGAUCUUCCCCUUGGUGACAGUUCAAAUCCAGAAGGUACAUACUGAUGAGGACUGGACACCUUCUUGCCACAAUUUUCUAUAAGACUGUUAGAUUAAAACCUGGCCUUGGGUUGACACAAAUAUGUAUUCGCUGUGAGUUAUUAAAGUGUUCUGGAUGUAUGUCAAUAAUUUCUAUUCUGAAAGUAUCCGCUAGCGCUGUUUUUGAAGAAACCAUUAACGUAGUCUCUUAAAUUAAUGUUUUUUUAAAAUAAUUAUAUGCAUCAUUUUUCUGGUGCAUGCUUGGUUUGUGCACCAUGAGUGCCACUAUGUCAGUAAGUAUUGCAGGUCUUCAUGUCCAGUGUCAUGUAAAUAAGACCUGCAUGUCCAUGAUCACUGUACUGUGUAAAUUAACCAAGCAAGUCUACGAGUGGGGCCUCCCACACUAUUACCUGCAGAAGGUCCAGUCACCUGCUUAUUUCUCAGAUAGUACAGUGUCUGUGGAUGUCAAGUGGAUGAUCGAACUUGAGGAUGAAGCGUGACAUUAAAAAGCUGAAGAAGGAAUGCUGCCAUUGAGAGAAACUGUUGUGGACAUCCCGUGUAAACAGCUAAUGCACACAAAUAAAGACUUUUUAGAAAAGUAA
Pomacea canaliculata is the source of this 2490-nucleotide messenger RNA. RefSeq lists its product as uncharacterized. The transcript is spliced from 2 exons. Gene Ontology annotation, biological process: regulation of transcription by RNA polymerase II. Lineage: Eukaryota; Metazoa; Mollusca; Gastropoda; Architaenioglossa; Ampullariidae. Bases 381 to 1586 code for a protein of 401 amino acids. Gene Ontology annotation, molecular function: DNA-binding transcription factor activity, RNA polymerase II-specific; protein dimerization activity; RNA polymerase II cis-regulatory region sequence-specific DNA binding. The record is from RefSeq and is a predicted model, not a curated record.